AUGCAAUGGGCCAAAGGAGAGGGAGGGAGAAAGAGGUCCCCCUCCGGCCGCGGCAGCAGCGGCGGCGGCAGCCCCCAGCACCCCCCCGCCGGCCCCUCGCAGCCCCGCGUCCCGCACAUCUGUCUCCGCAGCAAGGGGCCCCGCCGGCCUCUCCGCGGCCCGGACUGCGGGGACCGCCGCCGCCGUGCGCCUCCCGCGGCAGCCCGCUCACUCGCCGAUCCGACCCGCGCCGUGCCGCCGGCCGCACCUCCAGAGGCGGGCAGCCCGCCCGGCCCCUCUCCCUCCGCCUCCCGGCAGCCCCCACCUGCCGGCCCGGCCCCGCCGCCGCCGCCGCCCCCGCUCCGCCCCGCGGUGCCGGGCGGCCGCACCUGCUCCCGCAGCGCCGCGCCGCCGGCCCGGCUCGGCCCCCUCCAGGGGACCCGCCGCCGCCGGGGGCGGGACGGCGCCGCGGGGCGGGGAGGAAGGGAGGUGCGGGGCCGGGCUCCGCGCCGCCCCGCGGCCGCGCUCGACCGGCGGGCAGCGCAGCUACAGCUGGCGGGGCUGGAGGCACCGCGGCGGGAGCAGCCAGUGGGGACGAGGAGGGGAGGCCGGAGCGAGGACAGACCUGCCGGGAAGAACCCGCAGUUGAAGGAGCAUUGUGAGAUCCGGAGCGAUGUGAGGUGUACCUGUGUUGCUUCAGUCAGCCUGUAGAAUCAGUACCCACUUAAAAAAAUUAAAUCAUAUCAACACCUUGUGUUGAUUGUAAAACAGA
Strigops habroptila (Kakapo) is the source of this 751-nucleotide messenger RNA. Its product is annotated as basic salivary proline-rich protein 3-like. The record is from RefSeq and is a predicted model, not a curated record. The coding region runs from base 1 to 690 and encodes 229 amino acids. NCBI's taxonomy places the organism in Eukaryota, Metazoa, Chordata, Aves, Psittaciformes, Psittacidae. The transcript has 3 exons.